AAGGGUGAAUCCCAUUUCUCCCCUUGGCCCUACCCCUUACCCCUACCCCUUCUUUUCGAGUGUAAUCCUUCCCCUUGGAACGGAGUUACAAGGGGAAGGGGUAAAAUCCUACCCCUAGGAAUUGGGACAACCCUUCAAGCACCCGGUACGUCAUCAGGAGUCGACUGGUUUUCUGUAAACACAAGCGACGUGAGUUCCAUCAUGCCGUCUUCAGCUGUGGUGAUUUCUCUAGCUUGGGCUGUAGGCAUCUUUUUGCGUUUGUCUACAGCAAAUCGGAGAAAUGUAAGAAAACGGAUGUUUCUCCAACGCCUGAUGAUGCUGGUGAAUCAAUCUGAGAAUGGUCAUCCUAUGUCUUACUGCAAACUGAAUCACAACAUGCCCAUCCUGCGUUUGUGGUUUAAUGUAGAGGCUGAGCUAAUGCAGGACUUUCGCCUCAGCAGAAGAGCCAUGCAUGGUCUACAGAGGCUGCUACAAAGGGAUCAUGACCAUGGCUGGGGUAAUCAGCUGGAAGUCCUGAUCUAUGUGUACUGGUUGGCUCAUGGACUGUCCUAUCGGGUUGUGUCACAUGUUUUUAAUGUGCCUAAAUCUACAAUCCACCGCAUUGUCCACAUAAUUGCACAAAAAAUAUGGAUCAACCUGAAGCAGGCCAUAUCUUUUCCACAACCAGAAGAGCUUCAUGCAGUUGGACAAGGAUUUGUCCAGCUAUCAGGAACCCGUGCAUUCAGAAAUGUUGUGGGUGCUAUAGAUGGAAGCCAUAUCAGGAUAAAACCCCCCCAACAUCACCAGAUAGAUUACUUGAAUUACAAAGGAUUCUAUUCACUAAACAUGCAGGCAAUAUGUGAUUCCAAUGGACGGUUCCUAGAUAUCUUUAUUGGAUAUCCAGGGUCAGUGCAUGACACACGUGUCAUGAAGAACAGUAGCUUCUACAAGGCAAGAUGUUACCCUCCCUCAGGUUACAUCCUUCUGGGUGAUGGUGGCUAUCCCUGUUUGGACACACCAGUCUGCCUAAUAACACCUUACAAACAGCCAGUUAAUGGACCAAUACAAAGUCGCUUCAAUCAUUACCAUUCAAAGGGACGCAGCAUAAUCGAAAGAGCUUUUGGAAUGAUGAAGACUAGAUGGAGGUCUACCCUUUUUAGAGCCUUGGAGGUAAAGCCGACAUUUGCACCUCUGGUUAUUGCGUCCUGCGCUUUUUUACACAAUGUAUGUUUGGAUCAUGGAGACAUGUUGGAGCCAGAUGAAGAUGUUGCACAGGACACAUUUGAACCUCAACCACAACGAGAGCCACUAGCAUAUAACGAGAGUUCUGGGAAUGCUACGAGGGACAGACUGGCUGCCCUGGUCUCAGGCAAUGCAGAGAUGUAGGAUGGAAUGUGGGAUGCUGCCUGUGCUCCAAAAAUUGACAAGUGUGUGUAUAGCUUUUUUAUGUUAGUUAUGUUGAAACUGUUUUACGGUUAUUUGGAAUUUUUAAAUGUUUUUAUGUAAAUACACAUGCUGCUUUAACUUA
Astyanax mexicanus (Mexican tetra) is the source of this 1507-nucleotide messenger RNA. RefSeq names its product putative nuclease HARBI1. Bases 202 to 1365 code for a protein of 387 amino acids. The record is from RefSeq and is a predicted model, not a curated record. The transcript is spliced from 2 exons. NCBI's taxonomy places the organism in Eukaryota, Metazoa, Chordata, Actinopteri, Characiformes, Acestrorhamphidae.